Molecule: messenger RNA, 1260 nt
Organism: Heteronotia binoei (common prickly gecko)
Lineage: Eukaryota; Metazoa; Chordata; Lepidosauria; Squamata; Gekkonidae
Product: arylacetamide deacetylase-like 4
Exons: 4
Coding region: 1-1260 (419 amino acids)
Cellular component (GO): membrane
Molecular function (GO): carboxylic ester hydrolase activity
Source: RefSeq, a predicted model, not a curated record
AUGCAGUCUCUUGCAGUGGAGAUAAUGGAUUUUCUGGGGCUUCUUUUGGGGACUGUUGCUACAUUAGUGAGUUUAUCUGCAGCCCUCAUCCUGAUAUGGGCAGCCUACUAUCAUUGGUCCAAUACAGAAGUCCCUCGUGGCAUUUGUCGGCCUCUCACACUGAGAUUAUUGCAUGUCCUUAUGCUCGUCGUCUUUGAAGCUGACGAGAUUCUAUGGAAAGUAGGUCUCUCCAAUCAGUUUGUAUUUGCGAGAUUAAUCAUUGAUCUCUAUGGAUGUUUGCUGUUCAGUGAUCCAAAGCUCACCAUCAAGAAUGUGACCGUUGAGGGUGUACCGGUGAGAGUAUACCAGCCCAAAACACCACAGAGUUUACGAAGGGGAAUCAUCCACAUACACGGAGGUGCCGGCGUAACAGGAAGUAUUGAUUCCUACGAAACCAUUUCCAGAUAUUUUGCCAAUGAAACAGAUUCGGUGGUUUUUGCUGUUGAGUACAGUCUUGGGCCAGAGCAUCUCUACCCAUUGCCGUUUCAACAGUGUCUCGACAUCACCGUACACGUACUGGAACGUGCCGAAGACUAUGGGAUGGAUCCUGCCCGUAUAAUAGUUUGUGGGGACAGCUUUGGGGCCUUACUCACUGCGGCCACUUGCCAGGCGUUGGGACAAAGAAGAGACCUACCAAAGCUACGUGCCCAGAUACUGCUCUGUCCCGCCUUGCAAAUGGUGACGUUUAACUUGCCUUCGUACAAGCAAAAUAGUAAUGUUCCCAUCUUGUUGCAAAAGCAGGCUAUAAAAUUCAUGCUACAGUAUUUUAAGAGAAAUGUCUUAUUAACAGACCUGAUGCUGGAAGGGACCCACGUCCCCAAAGGCAUGAAAAUGAAGUAUAAAAAAUGGCUCAGCGCAGAGCAUAUUCCCGAAGAGUUCCAAAGGAGAGAAGCUAAAGUGACUACUUCAACACAUCCUUUGGGUGAUAUUCACAAAAUUAUCAAAACGAUCGCUGGCCCCAAACUAUCCCCACUUUUAGCCGAUGACGAAAUCAUUCAGCAGUUGCCCGAGAUGUUCAUUUUAACCUGCCAGUACGACGUCCUGAGAGAUGAUGGCAUUUUAUACAAGAAACGACUGGAAGAGAACGGUGUUCCUGUGACCUGGUGCCAUCUUGUGGACGGGUUCCAUUCAGUUACUUACUUCAUUAACAGUUGGCUUUUCCAUUUUCCCUGCUCCAAACGGGGAAUGGACCAUGUUGUCAAUUUUAUCAGAAGUUUAUAA